AAAAGGCCAUUGUAUGGAGAAAGAAAAUUGUGUGGGAAUAGAAGCUACCAAUUGUCACCUAAAGUGUAACGAAAAUAUUAGCAAUUGUAUUUCUUCCUUGCUUGCGGCUCCUGUUCUCGGAGGAGUCCUUGUUGGGUCUCCAUCGACCGUCGGAGAAGAAAAAGAAGAAUCCACAAAAUGCUUGGAAUUUCAUACGGAGAACUCUUCCUUUUACUUGGAGCCACUGCUGCUCUCAUCGGUCCGAAGGAUCUCCCAAUUAUAGCCAGAACCGCCGGCAAGUUAGCUGGCCGUGCCAUCGGAUACGUUCAAUUGGCUCGCGGCCAAUUCGAUACUAUCAUGCACCAAACUCAAGCUCGCCAGGUGCACAAAGAACUGCAAGAUACAAUUGCUCAACUAGAAGCCAUACGUCAUGAAAUUCGAACCGUCUCUUUCAUGAAUCCUGGUCCAUUGACUCGGAGGCUAGUGGACAAUCUUGACCAAACAUCUGCUGCUAGUGGUAAUAAUGAACCUGAAAAACCUGACACAGCGAACAGAUCAACCACCCCAGACGCUAAGAAUUAUAGCUCAACAAACUCGGGAUUUUCUGAUAUGCACAGCCAAGCAACAGCUUAUGCGAAAUUGGCUGAAUCAACAGCUAUAAACUCUGAGUCAGUGGAAAGUAAUGAAGUUAUUAAUGAGCUAACUGAUGAAUCCCGUAUCUGCCAAAAGCACCGGAUUACUGCCAGAUCGCAAGGUAUGUCAUACCUUAAUACAUUUGCAGUAUUUGUUUCAGUAAUUGCUUGUUUGCAUGAUCAGUGUCUGUAUGUGCAUAUGUUAUUUAUACAUCAGCAACUUGUCUUUUCAUUAUUUAUUGCAUUUGGGCUUUCCAUCACUCUAAUGGAAAAUGUUGUUGCUAACAGAAAUGACAUUAUGCAAAAAGAAAUUGGCAUUCAAGCUCCCACACAUUUCUUCUGUAGUGAAUUGGAAUUGACGAAGCCUGUAACUGAAGGUUGCAAAUUUCAGUCCUUGGAUUAG
Camellia sinensis is the source of this 1014-nucleotide messenger RNA. The record is from RefSeq and is a predicted model, not a curated record. NCBI's taxonomy places the organism in Eukaryota, Viridiplantae, Streptophyta, Magnoliopsida, Ericales, Theaceae.